Papaver somniferum (opium poppy) is the source of this 534-nucleotide messenger RNA. RefSeq lists its product as uncharacterized. The record is from RefSeq and is a predicted model, not a curated record. Lineage: Eukaryota; Viridiplantae; Streptophyta; Magnoliopsida; Ranunculales; Papaveraceae. Gene Ontology annotation, molecular function: nucleic acid binding. The transcript has 2 exons. The coding region runs from base 1 to 534 and encodes 177 amino acids.
AUGUCGGCAUCGUCAAUCCCACCAAUAUACCUGGGAGUACAGUUUAAAAAUGGGAAAACCUCUAGUCACAUCUUCGACCCACUUCUUCAACGUCUGGCGCGGAAAGCUCAAGGAUGGAUGACUAAAUGCCUUAAUCAAGCAGGAAGAAAUGAUUUAAUUUUCAAACAACAUCGUACAAACCCAGACAACAUCUUGGCACUUACCCUGCAACAACAACAAGAGUUCGAAUGGGCAAAACAAGUUUUACCCCAAGUUUUACCAGGGCAUACACCAUCCAGAGCACCCCCAACAAACACCGGAGAAACAACAACGAUAUUAGCAGGAUGGACCAGACCAGAUCCGGAUUGGAUAAAGAUCAACACGAAUGGGGAUGCUAGAGGACAUCCGGGAAUGACGGGAGCAGGUUUUAUUUGCAGGGAUUCGACGAAUCAAACUGCAAUGGCUCUAGCGCAACCUCUAGGUAUCACUACGGCGCUAAUAGCUGAAACGUGGGGGAUUCUGCUAGCUUCAAGGACAGCAAUUGAGAGACAAUGA